This is a messenger RNA of Lachancea dasiensis, 531 nucleotides long. The record is from the annotation of a GenBank genome assembly. NCBI's taxonomy places the organism in Eukaryota, Fungi, Ascomycota, Saccharomycetes, Saccharomycetales, Saccharomycetaceae.
AUGCCGGCCUAUCACUCUACUUUUGCAGCUGAUUCUCUGAACGACCGAAUGGUGGGCAACGUCGUCUUGCUGCCCCUAAAGACCAAUUUUAGAGGCCCUGCGUAUCAAGCUAAUUCAGACUACGAUAUCAUUGACGAAUGCCUGGAUCUGUUUCGUGCCAACUCAUUUUUUAAGAAUUUCGAGAUUCGGUCACCAGCGGACCGUGUUUUGAUCUACGGUAUCCUGUUUGUUAAUGAAUGUUUAUCUCAGCUCAAAUCCUCUACCUCUUAUAACGAAGCUCUCAAAAUACUCACAAAUGUUGCAUUGGGUGAUUUCGCUGUUCCAGGGACCCCCCGAUUUCCGUUAAAUAACGUCUACUCUGUCCCCGUGCAAAGCCACGCUGAAAUGGAUCUACUUAAAUCCUACAUUCAACAAUUUCGCCAGGAACUGGCUACCCGACUUCUAGAGAGGCUCUAUGCUGACUCCAAAGAAGGGCCUUCAAAGUUUUGGCUGGGUUUUACCAGAAGAAGAUUCAUGAACAAGUCGUUAUAA